GCCGCACUGUCGGAGGGUCAGUGCUGAGGGAGCGCCGCACUGUCGGAGGGUCAGUGCUGAGGGAGCGCCGCACUGUCGGGGGGUGUCAGUGCUGUGGGAGCGCCGCACUGUCAGAGGGUCAGUGCUAUGGGAGCGCCGCACUGUCAGAGGGUCAGUGCUGAGGGAGCGGGCACUGUCAGAGGGUCAGUGCUGAGGGAGCGCCGCACUGUCGGAAGGUCAGUGCUGAGGGAGCGGGCACUGUCAGAGGGUCAGUGCUGAGGAAGUGGGAAUUGUCGGAGGGUCAGUGCUGAGGGAGCGGGCGCUGUCGGAGGGUCAGUGCUGUGGGAGCGCCGCACUGUCGGAGGGUCAGUGCUGUGGGAGCGCCGCACUGUCGGAGGGAUGAGCCGGUUCCUCAACCUCCUUCGCAGUUGGUUACUGAUGGUUGCUAUUGUUGCUGCAGGAAACACAAUUCAGUGUUUCUGGGACCACAGCUUUUUAUCGGACAAAUUGUACACUGGAAGCCCAAGGCUCGUGAAUGGUUUGCAGGCGAGGACAUUUGGGAUCUGGACUCUGCUCUCUUCCAUCAUUCGAUGUGCAUGUGCAGUGGACAUUCACAACAGAACGUUGUACCACGUGACUCUGUGGACCUUUAUUCUUGCUCUUGGUCACUUUGUGUCUGAAUCCAUCAUUUAUCUCACAGCACCUAUGACGAAAGCAGUGAUGGCACCCCUGUUAGUGUCCAGUUUCUCGAUCCUGGGAAUGUUGGUUGGAUUUCAGUACUUGGAAGAUUCUCAAGAGGGAACCUCCAUUCGACCAAAGAAAAGGAUGUAGAGCCUCUGAUGGCCUGGCUGCUCAGAAUAAUGGUGUACAGAGAGUGUACAGAUAGGUUUCUGGCUGCUGCUCAUUCAACUAGUUCACCUGGGUACUCUGUCAACUUCAUUCAUCACAAUCAGUGACUGAAAGCCAUUCGUUAGCUGGAAAGGUCUUUCCAAUGUUCUGAAGUCAUAAAGUGUGCUUUAGAAAUAAGAGUUUAUUUGGACUGUGAUACAACAUAGAAAGAGGCUAUUUGGCUUAUUGUAUCCAUGCUUGUCAACAUUAAUCCCAUUUCCCAGCUCUUUGCCGACCACUCUGGAGACUACAGUAAUGCAAGUGAACAUUUAAAUACUGCUCAAAUGUUACAAGAGUUUUUGAUUCAACUAAACAAUUAGGCAGUGACUUCCAGAAUCCCAACAUCUUCCGAAUUUAAAAAAAAUUCUUAGCUCUUCUCUUCACUUUCUGCUUCUUACCUUGAACCUAUCUCCUAUGUAUCAGGUCCCCUAUCAACCUUCACUCCUCCAUGGUAAAGGCCUAUUCAAUCUUGCCUCAUUAUUCAGACUCUUCAACCUGGGCAACAUCCUAGUAAAUGUCUUCUGCGCCCUUGCCAAUGCAAUUACAUCCUUUUGUAUAAUAUGCAACCAGAGCUGCACACUGUGCUCCUGCUGUGGUCUAAAUUACAUUAUAUACAGCUCUAUCUUUGCCUGCUGUCUCUUGUAUUCUCUGACUUGGCUAAGAAAGAUAAGUAACCCAAACGCCUUCUUAACUACCGUCUCUACCUGUCCUGUAGCUUCAGGGAUCUGUGGACGUAGUGGUAAUAACACUGGAGUGGAAAUCCCGAAACCCAGGUUCAAUCUGUGGGGACAUGGGUUUGAAUCAUGCCAUGACAGAUGGUGAAAUUUGAAUUCAAUAAAAAUGUGACAAUAAAAGCUAAUGUUCUUGUAAUCAUUGUCAAUUGUCAUAAAACAAAUUGGGUUUACUGAUGACCUUUAGGGAAGGAAAUCUGCCAUCCUUACUUGGUCUACCAAAUACAUGAUUCCAGAUUCACUGCAACAUGUUGACUCUCGAUUGGCAAACUUUUGCCCAGAGAGUGAUGGGAAUCUGGGACUCAUUAAAGGUGGGAAAGGUAAUAAUAUUGAAGAAGUAUUUUGAUGUGCACUUGCAGUGCCAAGGCAAUGGAGACCAUGAAUCAAUGCUGGAAAAUGGGAUUACAAAGAAGAACAAAGCAGCACAGCAUAGGAAAAGGCCAUCAGGCUCAUGAAGACUGCGCUGGCCUGUCACACUUCCUAAACUAAAAACCUCUUGCCUCCACACGGUCCAUAUGUACAUAGACGAUUUAGAACUGGGAACCAAGUGUAGUGUGUCAAAGUUCACAGAUGCCACUAAACUGACUGGUAGAGCAAAGUGUGCAGAGGACACUGAUAAUCUCCAGAGGGAUAUGGAUAGAUUAAGUGAAUGGGCAAGCUUCUGGCAGAUGGAGUACAAUGUUGGUAGAUGUGACACCAUCCAUUUUGGUAGGAAUACCUGUAAGAGGGACUAUUAUUUGAAUGGUAAAAAAUUACAGUAUGCUGCUGUGCAGAGGGACCUGGGUGUCCUUGUGUAUGAAUUACAAAAGGUUGGUUUGCAGGUGCAACGGAGAAUUAAGAAGCUAAAUAGAAUUUUGUCCUUCAUUGCUAGAGGGAUUGAGUUGAAAAGCAGGCAUGUUACAGCUGUAUAGGGAGCUGGUGAGGUCACGCCGAGAGUACUGUGUAUAGUUUUUUUCCUAGAAUGAUGACAUCAGCUUGUAUGAGGGGGCAUAGCUGCAAAUUGAGGGAUGAUAGAUUUAAGACAAUGUCAGAGGCAGGUUCUUUACUCAGAGAGUGGUAAGGGCGUGGAAUGCCCUGCCUGCCAAUGUAGUUAACUCAGCCACAUUAGAGGCAUUUAAACAGUCAUUGGGUAAGCAUAUGGAUAAUGAUGGGAUAGUGUAGGGUGAUGGGCUUAGAUUAGCUCACAGGCCGGUGCAACAUAGAGGGCCGAAGGGCCUUUUCUGCGCUGUAUUGUUCUAUGUUCUAUGUUUUCGUCUCUUUGCUUGAGAAAGGAUGUACUGGCACUGCACGGGUGCAGAGGAGAUUCACUAGGUUGAUUCCAAAAUUGAAACUGUUGCCUUUUCAAAGAGAGACUGAGUAGAUUGUGACUGUACCCACUGGAAUUUGGUAGAAUGAGACAGAGCGGGGUCUUAUAGAAACAUGUAAAAUUAUGGUGGGAAUAAAUAGGAUAGAAGCAGGGAGUUGUUUCCAAUGGCAGGUGAAACUAGAACCAGGGAGCAUAGCCUCCAAAUAAUUUAAUUUGAGUUUUUUUUUGACAUAUGUACCAAAGUGCAGUGAAAAGCUUUGUUUAUGAGCAGUAUGGGCAGAUCAAACUAACAUAGAACAUUACAGCCCAGUACAGGCCCUUCGGCCGUCGACGUUGUGCCAACCUGUCAUACCGAUCUCAAGCCCAUCUAAUCUACACUAUUCCAUGUACGUCCAUAUGCUUGUCCAAUGACGACUUAAAUGUACUUAAAGUUGGCGAAUCGACGACCAUUGCAGGCAAAGCGUUCCAUUCCCUUACUGCUCUCUGAGUAAAGAAACUACCUUUGACAUCUGUCCUAUAUCUUUCACCCCUCAAUUUAAAGCUAUGCCCCCUCGUGCUCGCCGUCACCAUCCGAGGAAAGAGGCUCUCCCUAUCUAACCCUCUGAUUAUUUUAUAUGUUUCAAUUAAGUCACCUCUCGACCUUCUUCUCUCUAAUGAAAACAGCCUCAAGUCACUCAGCCUUUCCUCGAAAGACCUUCCCUCCAUACCAGGCAACAUCCUAGUAAAUCACCUCUGCACCCUUUCCAAAGCUUCCACAUCCUUCUUAUCAUGCGGUGACCAGAACUGUACACAAUACUCCAAGUGCGGCUGCACCAGAGUUUUGUACAGCUUCACCAUAACCUCUUGGUUCCGGAACUCGAUCCCUCUAUUCAUAAAAGCUAAAACACUGUAUGCCUUCUUAACAGCCCUGUCAACCUGGGUGGCAACUUUCAAGGAUCUGUGUACAUGGACACCAAGAUCUCUCUGCUCAUCUACACUACUAAGAAUCUUACCAUUAGCCCUGUACUUUGCCUUCCGGUUACUCCUACCAAAGUGCAUCACCUCACACUUGUCUGCAUUAAACUCCAUUUGCCACCUCUCAGCCCAGCUCUGCAGCUUAUCCAUGUCUCUCUGCAACCUACAGCAUCCUUCGUCACUAUCCACAACUCCACCGACCUUAGUGUCAUCUGCAAAUUUACUAACCCAUCCUUCUACGCCCUCAUCCGGGUCAUUUAUAAAAAUGACAAAUAGCAGUGGACCCAACACCGAACCUUGCGGUACACCACUAGUAACUGGUCUCCAGGAUGAACAUUUCCCAUCAACUACCACCCUCUGUCUUCUUUCAGCAAGCCAAUUUCCGAUCCAAACUGCUAUAUCUCCCACAAUCCCAUUCCUCCGCAUUUUGUACAAGCAAGGGUGUACAGAUCAAAAAGACUUAGACAGAGGCAUGCAGGUUACAUUGCACAGGGUUUGCGCUAGGUAAAAGCAACAUGAGCAAGAUCAAUAUUAUGUGAGGCUAGAAUCCAUUCAUCAGUUUAAUGACGGCAGGGAGGAACCUGUGUGUGUGUUCAGACUUCUGAAUCUUCUGCCUGACAGAAGAGGAUGUAGGAGAGCAUACCAGGGAAGGAUGGGUCUUUGAUAAUGUUGGCCACCUUUCUGUGGCAGCAAGCCGGUUAAAUGGAGUCCAUUGAUGGAAGGUCGGCUUUCCUGAUGGCCUCGGCUGUGCAUACAACUUUCGUAGUUUCUUACGGUCCUGGGCAGAGCAGUUGCCAUACCAGACUGUUACGCACCCGAACAGUAUGGUUUCAAUGGUGCAUCUGUAGAAGUUGGUGAGGGACAUUAUGCACAUGCCAAAUUUCCCAAGCUGCCUGAAGAAGAGUUGUUUUGCCUUUUUGACUGUCGCAUCUGUGUGGCAGGAGCCCAAGGCAAGUUGUUGGUUAUCGUCACUCUGAGGAACUUGACACCCGGCACCCUCUCAAAGUGAGUUCUGUUGAUGUAGAUGGGGGCAUAUUCUCCUCCUAAGAGGAAGCAGAUUUAGGACUGAGUUGAGGAGGAAGUUUUUCACCCAAAGGGUUGUGAAUCUGAAAUUCCUUGCCCUGUGAAGCAGUUGAGGUUUCCUCGUUUUUAAGGCAAAGGUAGGUUUUUGAACAGUAAAGGAAUUACGAGUUGUGGUGAGUAGGUAGUUAACUGGAGCUGAGUCCACAAAAAAAAAAUGCCAGCCUUGAUCUAAUUGAAUGGCAGAGCAACCUCAAUGGUCCAGAUAGCCCACUCUUGCUAUGAUUUCUUAAGUUCUUAUAUCGGUCUGCUCACUCCCUAUUCAUGUAUCUGUCAAGGUGUUUCUUGUUGGCAGGAAUGCUGUCAUAUAUGUUUCUAUCACCUCCUCUGCUAUCACUUUCCAGGCACUCACUUCCCUCUGUGUGAAACUCUCACAUGUUCUCUAAACUGUGCACCCCUUGUAAUUGACAUAUCUACCAUGGGAACAAAAUUCCAGAACUAUCCAUUCUCUCCAUGCCCAUCAUAAUUUUGUAAACUUCGAUCAAGUCACCCCUCAGCCUUCGAUAAUCAUCAAGUGAUAACAAACCCAGACUGUCCAAUCUCUCCUCAUAGAGAAUACCCUGCAAAUGAGCAACAUUCCAAUAAACUGUUUCUGACCCUCUCCAAAGCCUCCGCAUCCUUCUGCUAGUGUGGUGACUAGAACUGCACACAGUUUUUGAAAUGUGGCCUUACUAAAGUUCUAUACAGCUGUAACAUAACUUGCCAAUUUUUAAACUCUAUGCCCCAACUAAAGAAGGCAAGUGUGCCAUAUGACUUCUUGAUCACCUUAUUCAUUUGCAUUGCCACUUUCAGAGAAUUGUGGACCUGUAUACCUAGAUCCCCCUGUAUGUUGAUACCACAAAGGGUUUUGCCAUUUACUGUACAAUUCCCUCCUGCAUUAGAUCUUCCAAAAUGCAUCACCUCGUACUUAUCUGGAAUUUCUCUGUCCAAGUCUCUCGCCUGUUUUAUAUCCUGCUGUAUCCUCUGGCAAUCUUCCUCAUUACCUGCAGUUCCCCAAAUCUUUGUGCCAUCUGCAAACUUACUGAUCAGACCUCAUACAUUCUCCUCCAAAUUAUUUUUGUAUAUUACAAACAAUAGGGGCCCCACCACUGAUUCCUGCAGAACACCAUUGGGCACAGAUCUCCAGUCAGAAACUAUAUCCUUCCACCACUACUCUCUGUCUUCUUUGACCAAGUCUGUUUGUAUCCAUCUUACCAGCUCCCUGCAGAUCCCAUGUUCACCCUCUGUAUCAGCCUUCCAUGAGGGACCUUGUCAAAGGCUUUGCUAAAGCCCAUGUAGACAACAUUCAGCACCCACAAGCAUCAUUUUCAUCACUUUUGUCACUAGUUAUUAGACUGGAUGUUAAAAAAGAAUUCCAUCCUUUAUCUACAGACAACAGUGUGGAACUGGAGAAACACAAGCAGGCCAGGCAUCAUAAGUGGAGCAGAAAAGUUGACAUUUUGGGUCGGGACCCGUCUUUAGGUAACAGUUUUACUCCUCUGUCUGAGACUGGUCUACACGUUUGAACCUGACAUAAUGUUCCUGCUAUGUCCGUGCCACCAUCGCAAUUCUUUUUAUCAGAGCCUAGGAUUCUGUACAUUUUCUAGUCACUUAUUCAAUUUGCCCUGCCAUCCUGAUUUAUGAACCUUUAUUUCCAGAUCUCUCUUGAUUCUGUGCUCAGAUUAAAAUUGUAAGAUUAGAGCACAAAGGCAGGUAAGUUAUUGAAAAAGCUGCAUAAAACACUAAUCCAGCCCAAACUGGAAUAUUGUACCUUAAGAAGGAUAGUAAGAUAUUAGAGAAAAUGCGGAACAGCUUCAUGAGAAUAAUUUCAGAGAUGAGAAUCUUUGGUUAUUUAUAUUGGAAAAGUUAGGCUGUAUUCCUUGGAAAUCAUUGAGGGAUUUGAUAACUAUUUUGAAAAAUCAUGAGGAGACAACACUGAAUAGACAAGGAGAAACUUCUGAAUCAUGAAAGGAUUGGGAACCAGGUGGCACAGAUUGUGGGUGAUUUUCAAAAGUAAGUAGUGAUCUGAGGAAAAUAUAUUUUAGUGCAGCAAAUGUCUUAAGUCAUUCUGCUGAGCAGAAACAUCUGCGCAGACAUGAUGAUCUGAAUGGCCUUCUUUGCAUGGUAACAACUCUGUGACUUUCUGAUCAAGAUUUGGAACAUACUGCUUGAAAAUGCCUUGAUGGGUAAGUCAAUUAGUUACCAAAGAGGAAGGAUUUACAGGAGAAUGGGCUGUAUCAAUUGCCCUUGCAGUGCUAGCAUGAACAUGAUGACCCAAAUGGCCUCCUUCUGAGCUGUAACCAUUUUAUAAUUGUAUAAACACAAAUUGUGAUUGAACUUUCAAGGGACAGCUAUAUUUCUAAGCCAGAGAGCACCUUAACAAAUGUUACAUAAUUGUUCAGUUUUAUUAUAGUGUUCACAUCCACAUGGGCAAGCACAGUUCGAACUUCAAUCCCUGGUAAUCUCUUCUGAUAGAACACAUAGUUCAAAAGAAUCAUUUCUUAUAAAAGCUGCAUUUUUUUCAGUUGUAAUUAAAAUAUUUUAAAUUUA
This is a messenger RNA of Stegostoma tigrinum, 7467 nucleotides long. RefSeq names its product ergosterol biosynthesis 28 homolog (gene erg28). The transcript has 5 exons. Bases 379 to 810 code for a protein of 143 amino acids. NCBI's taxonomy places the organism in Eukaryota, Metazoa, Chordata, Chondrichthyes, Orectolobiformes, Stegostomatidae. The record is from RefSeq and is a predicted model, not a curated record. Gene Ontology annotation, molecular function: protein-macromolecule adaptor activity. Gene Ontology annotation, cellular component: membrane; endoplasmic reticulum.